Messenger RNA from Symbiodinium necroappetens, 967 nucleotides. Lineage: Eukaryota; Dinophyceae; Suessiales; Symbiodiniaceae. The record is from the annotation of a GenBank genome assembly.
GCCGGAUGCCUUGCGCCCGAGGUUCCAGGCCAUGGAGCUCCAGAUGCGCUCGCUUCCGGGCUGGCAGCCACUGGAGGAGCCCCAGGCGGUGCUGCCCACCGCCCUCGACAUGCCGGAGGACGCGGCUUUGGCGGCGCGUCGCAUCGACGCGCUCGUCGUUGGCGUCUUCACCAUCGGUCUGGCCGUCGUUGCGGCAACCGUGCCAGUUGCGGUGGUGUCCUUGUUGGCAUGCAUGGGCGAAGUGGCCCAGGCGGAGGAGGAAGAAUUCGAGAUGCAGCUGGGGCCACUUAAGACCGCCGUUUUUGCUGUGCGGGCCUCGUCCUGGACGUGCCGGAUGGCAGCACAUCAAGCCGUUCCCUUUCAGGUUCUGACCUCUUGGUCAAAAGCCGACAACUUGAUGCUGGGCGGGGCAGGGCUGGCGUGGGAGAUAAUUUGGCUCUGGUUGAUUGCCCGGGGCCCGGUGCCGACCACCUCCCAGCGAGAUGUUUUGAGCCUUUCAGAGUUUCAGGCCGUUCUCGCUACGGACGUGGUGGGCUACUUUUUCCGUGCGGUGCAGGCGGCGUGGAUGAAGCGCCAGAUCAGCGUCACAGACCCUGUCAUUUCCAUCGUCAUGAGCGCUCCGGCCUCAGUCUUUCCCGUUCUGGGGCCGAGGGUGGAUCUGCUCAAGGAUUGUCUGUUUGCUGGCGCCGUGUUUCAGCUCGCGGCCUGCCAAGCGGACGGCUCAUGGAGACGCACCGUAGGCUUCUGGGUCGGGAUCGCCGCGCUCCUCACCAUUUUCCUGCCGGCACCGGCCUUGCACGGCCCCUACCUUGAUGUUCCGGUUCGAAACGACCAGGAGCGCGACAAGUGCACCUUGCCACACUUGCCUGAAGCAUCACGGAGGGACCUGGCGGCUGAGUUUUGGCCGGCCUUGGUUGCCCGCCUUCGUGUGAAGAAGGACAGAGCUCUGUGUUCCAGCAGCGCUUGA